AUGUCUUCGUCUUCGUCUCGCUCUUCGAGAAUCUCAAAAGCCUGGAAAAAAGAAUCAGAAAAGCUCACCACACGGGUAGAGACCGCCAGAGACAAGAUGAAGGAACUGGGGGAAGAACUAAACCACAGAAAUAUGUCCAGUGCAGAGUACUGGGAAAGAGCCAUGGAUUAUGCAGUUUUGGGUCGAUGGUUGUCCUUGUGCCAGCUCGAAAGAGCUGAAUACGACUUUCGUACCUUCUACAUCGACGAUCACGGACCCGAGGUCAAGUUCAUGAGAAUGGAUAAAGCACGGUUGUUCAGGGAGAGUAUGAUGGCUUGGGAUUUAAAGGGGAAGAUUUACGAGCGACGUGCUGCUGGAGCUGAAGGAGCUGAGACUGAAGAAAGCACCAGACUGAAGUCUCUCAUACCAGUUUCUCCCAUUCCUCCAUCGCGCUUCAACGUAGAAGCCACCUUCGCGCCCCACGGUUUCAGAAACUCCAUCAUCGCAGACCAAGGAAUGGUAGAUCCCAGGGAAAAACACAAUCGCAGAUACUGGAGUUAUCUUUGGAACAUCUUCUCCGGAACCUACGAAUACGGAGGCUAUCGGCGGUUUGAAGCUUUACCUGUUUUCGCCUCUCAGUCCAACCCAGACCUUGCUACCGCAUUAUUCGGUUCCAGCAACAUCGACUCCUCUUCCUCUCUCUUCUCAUCGUUCAACGGACUUCUCCUACCCGAUUACAUGGGAGCACGCUUCGACAGUGGUAUCAUGGCCAUCGUUCCCGAUAUCUCCUCUCCCACGUACCCCUCCGAAAUAGCAUUGUGGAAAGACACCACGCCAAGAGAAUACAAACUCAAGAUCUUCGCGCAGAAUCGAGAGACCGAACAGACGGGUGGGCUGAUGCAAGAUAUCAAUUCCUUUACAAAUGCCCGUAGGCCGGUUCCACUCCGCGAUAUCGACGGAUCGAAAGUAGGAUUUCCUGCCUCUGGCCAGGAAGGUAGACCGAAGGAGUGUUAUCUUUUCUUCCAUUAUUGUGUGCAGAUACUGCGGCAGGCUUGGAAGGGGAUUCCUGUAGUAGACGGGGAAAAACCUGGGUCCGAUUGGGGUGCUGUGGGGAAAUAUGUUGACCGUGAGCAGAUGCGUGCGGUUAUUGAUGAACUUGGGGGUGAGUAUGAGGGCUUGAUGGAGUGUGCGGGGGAUGGCGUUGGCGAUGGUGGAGGUGAUCGGUAUACGCUCCUUGAGGCACUAGCUGAGCAGGUCAUUGUCAGUAAUCAGAUGAACGGGAGGAGGGAUGAGUUAUAUGGCGAUGAGGAAGACGAGGAUAGCGAUGAACACGACUGCGACGACGAUUGGUGUCCUAUGAAGACGCCUUAUUAUAACCCAACUGAUAUAGCGAAUACGUCGUAUCGUCUGGACGAAUAG
Messenger RNA from Alternaria infectoria, 1398 nucleotides. RefSeq lists its product as uncharacterized. The coding region runs from base 1 to 1398 and encodes 465 amino acids. The record is from RefSeq and is a predicted model, not a curated record. The transcript has a single exon. Lineage: Eukaryota; Fungi; Ascomycota; Dothideomycetes; Pleosporales; Pleosporaceae.